Molecule: messenger RNA, 927 nt
Organism: Triticum turgidum subsp. durum (durum wheat)
Lineage: Eukaryota; Viridiplantae; Streptophyta; Magnoliopsida; Poales; Poaceae
Source: the annotation of a GenBank genome assembly
AUGGGGCAGACCCACAGCCAGGCCAAGCCCAAACCGGACAGGCACGCGUCUCCACAGCCGCGCGGCGACGACCAGCACCCGAACCAGCCACAAGCCGCCACCGGGAGGCGCCCGCCGGCCGCGCCCGCCAUGGACACCUUCUUCCUGUCGCACGGCUCGCCCACGCUCUCCAUCGACGAGGCGAUCCCGGCGCGGAGCUUCUUCCAGUCGUGGCUGCCGGCGGCCGUCGCGGGCCCGGAGCGGCCGCGCGCCAUCUUGAUUGUGUCCGCCCACUGGGAGACGGCCACGCCGGCCGUCAACGCCGUCCGCGGCGCCAACGACACCAUCCACGACUUCUACGGCUUCCCCAAGUCCAUGUACCAGCUCAAGUACCCUGCGCCGGGCGCCCCUGAUCUGGCCAGGAGGACCAAGGAGCUCCUGGAGCAAGGCGGGUUCGGGCCGGUGAAGGAGGACCGGAGCCGCGGGCUGGACCACGGCGCGUGGGUGCCGCUGAUGCUCAUGUUCCCGGACGCCGACAUCCCGGUGUGCCAGCUCUCCGUGCAGACCGACCGCGACGCCGCCUACCACUACAACCUCGGCAGGGCGCUGGCGCCGCUCCGGGAGGAGGGGGUCCUCGUCCUCGGCUCCGGCAGCGCCACCCACAACCUCCGCAAGAUGGGGCCUUCCGGCUCGCCGCCGCCGCAGUGGGCCUCCGACUUCGACACCUGGCUCAAGGACUCGCUUCUCGGCGGCAGGUACGACGACGUGAACCGGUACGAGGAGAAGGCGCCCAACGCCAAGAUGGCUCACCCGCGGCCGGAGCACCUCUACCCGCUGCACGUCGCGCUCGGCGCCGCCGGUGACGAGUCCAAGGCGGAGCUGAUCCACAGUAGCUGGACAAACGCCUCCCUCUCGUACGCCUCGUAUCGCUUCACCACCAAGAACUGA